This is a messenger RNA of Acipenser ruthenus (sterlet), 2787 nucleotides long. RefSeq names its product beclin-1-like. Gene Ontology annotation, biological process: autophagosome assembly; cellular response to nitrogen starvation; autophagy. The coding region runs from base 169 to 1578 and encodes 469 amino acids. Lineage: Eukaryota; Metazoa; Chordata; Actinopteri; Acipenseriformes; Acipenseridae. Gene Ontology annotation, cellular component: phosphatidylinositol 3-kinase complex, class III, type I; phagophore assembly site; phosphatidylinositol 3-kinase complex, class III, type II. The transcript has 13 exons. The record is from RefSeq and is a predicted model, not a curated record.
UAAUUUCGUCAUUUCCUUUGCAAGCCGGAAACACAGUUCUGAACAACAGCAGUCAGAAGUAUUAUUUAGUAUACUCUGACAAGAAAAUGUAAGCGCUAAGAUAAACACAGUGUAGUGUUAAUGCUUUUACAUACAUGACCUUUUGCCUGGCUACAAAACAGUGCUGGUAUGGAGGGCUCCAAAUCUUCCAGCUCCACUAUGCAGGUGAGCUUCGUGUGUCAGCGCUGCAGCCAGCCUCUCAAACUGGACACCUCCUUCAACGUGCUGGAUAAGGUCACUGUCCAAGAGCUAGUUGGUAGCCAUUGUAAAGAGGCGAAAACAGGGUUAAUAUUACCACGUUUCCAUGAACCACAUGACCCAGCACCAUUAGUCACUGUAACACAAAUAAAACCAGAAGAGAGCAAUGUGGACAACAGUGUACCAGAGGAAACAUUUGUGGAAAACAAACAAGAUGGAGUAUCUAGGAAAUACAUCCCUCCAGCUAGGAUGCUGUCCACAGAGAGUGCCAACAGUUUCACACUCAUCGGAGAGGCCUCUGAUGGGGGCACCAUGGAGAACCUGAGCAGGAGACUCAAGGUGACCAGUGACUUGUUCGAUAUCAUGUCAGGCCAGACAGAUGUGGACCACCCGCUGUGUGAAGAGUGUACUGACACGCUGCUGGACCACCUAGACACCCAGCUGAACAUCACAGAGAAUGAGUGCCAGAACUACAAGAACUGCCUGGAGCUCCUUGCACACAUGACAGAAGAGGAGGAGGAGACCUUGCUGGGCGAGUUGAAGGACCUGAGCACUGAGGAAGAGCAUCUCAUCCAGGAGCUGGAGAACAUUGAGGCCAGACGCAUGAGGGUAGCUGAGGACCUGGCCCGGAGCAGAGCAGAGACCGAGCAGCUCGACCAAGAGGAAUUGCAGUAUCAGAAGGAGUACAGUGAGUUUAAGAGACAGCAGCUGGAACUCGACGAUGAGCUGAAGAGCGUUGAGAAUCAGAUGCGAUAUGCACAGAUCCAGCUGGACAAACUCAAGAAAACCAACGUCUUCAAUGCAACUUUCCACAUAUGGCACAGUGGUCAGUUCGGGACGAUCAAUAACUUCCGUUUGGGCCGUCUCCCUAGUGUUCCUGUGGAGUGGAAUGAGAUCAACGCUGCCUGGGGUCAGACUGUGUUAUUGCUGCACGCACUCGCAAACAAGAUGGGCCUGACAUUUCAAAGGUACCGUCUUGUUCCUUAUGGAAAUCAUUCUUAUUUAGAGUCACUCACAGACAAAUCAAAGGAACUACCCUUGUACUGCUCAGGAGGCCUGCGGUUCUUCUGGGAUAAUAAGUUUGACCAUGCAAUGGUCGCCUUCCUGGAUUGCGUGCAACAGUUCAAAGAGGAGGUAGAGAAGGGGGACACUGGCUUCUGUCUUCCAUACAGAAUGGAUGUGGAGAAAGGCAAAAUUGAGGAUACCGGUGGGAGCGGUGGUUCUUACUCUAUCAAGACCCAGUUUAACUCGGAGGAGCAGUGGACAAAGGCACUCAAGUUCAUGUUGACAAAUUUGAAAUGGGGCCUUGCCUGGGUGUCUUCCCAGUUCUACAAUAAAUGACAAUUUGCAUUUAACAGAAUAAUACUAGCUUGACAAUUUUGAUCCAGGAACACACAGCUGAUACUAAUGCACAAAUUCAUCGUCUUCAAAAGAGCAUUUAGAUUAUAUGGAUCUUUAGUCAGUCAAGCCUCUUUUUUUCAUUAAUUGUGUGGAUCAUUGUGUAUUCCUAACUGCUAAAAUGUGUCAUGAUAGUGACAUGUGCAUAUUUCUUGAAUAUACAGCAGGUGACCCCAGUAUAACAGCCUUUUUGUUAAAUAACUUCACAUAUUGUAGCUGUUUUUGUCCAUCACAGCAAUAUGUCAGUGUUGAUAUGGUAGUCUAGGAUGGGCAUACCAUUGCUAACUGGUCUGUGACUUUCCUUAUGAGGAGGCAGUAGACGAGUAGUCGGUAAAAUGCUUACUGUAUGUACUUAUCUUGCUGAAUACAGAUACAGUAUGGGAAAUUAUGGUUGUCAGUAUGUCACCCAGUGAAGCUUCACUCACCAUUGAGUCUUUUCUAAUGCACUUAGUGUUGUACAACUCAUAUAUCCUAAAGUAAUGUUUCCAGGCAGUCGAUUGGAACUUGGAUUUAACUUGGAGACAUAUUUAUAGACAAAACUUAAAAGUGUUUACUGACAUCAGGGGCCUAAUCUAAUGUUGCAUCCACUUUUAGUAAAUUGUAUGAAAUAAUAAAUGCAUAUUUAAUUUAUCAUCAUAGCAUUACAAUUGUACUACUAUUUUCAGUAAAAUUGGAUAUUAUCUGCUGGGCUGAAUACAGAUGUCAUAUUUAUAUCAUAAACAUUUUGUUAUUUGAUUUAUCACAAAACAUUCAGCUACUCUUUUUAUUCAGUGUAAAAAAUCUGUAACGCAAUUGUCUGAACUGUUUAAUUGACAUAAUUGGGACAUGCCUGCUAGUAACUAUUGGCCAUGUUGUAGUUCUGUUAGUCCUUGGACUCCUGUACACAAAAAUAUGAACAUCAAGUUUUAGUAAAACUCAUUGUCUUUCAAUCAGCUGUGUAGCUGGCUUGUAUCAAAGACAUUAUGUGUAAAAUAUUAUUCAACUAGUAAUGGACAACACAUGUUGCUGUUUAUAAAUGCACAGACACACACUGAUAAAAUCACUGUGUAAUAGUUUAGUUAUCUUGUAUAAGUAAAUCUAAUGUAUUAUACUACUGUAACUGUAUAAAUGCAGACACAAUGCUUCAGAAUAAAUAAAAUACAAAAUAUUGAA